Acyrthosiphon pisum (pea aphid) is the source of this 843-nucleotide messenger RNA. Its product is annotated as UDP-glucuronosyltransferase 2B9-like. The transcript has a single exon. Bases 1 to 843 code for a protein of 280 amino acids. NCBI's taxonomy places the organism in Eukaryota, Metazoa, Arthropoda, Insecta, Hemiptera, Aphididae. The record is from RefSeq and is a predicted model, not a curated record. Gene Ontology annotation, molecular function: UDP-glycosyltransferase activity.
AUGAAAAGAUCGACCGCGGUCUCGCUGUCGUUGUAUUCGUGGUUGUCGGUUGUCUCGUGGACGAUACCGGUCGACGAGGCUGCCCGAAUACUGGCCGUCGAAACGGUGGCGGCAAAGAGCCACUGGUACUUCAUGAGCUCGGUGCUCAGGUCGCUGACGGACGCCGGACACACGGUGACCGUUUUUACGCCGUUUCCUGACGGCGAUCGGGUCGACUACACGGAGGUGGAUACGUCCCGCGACUUCCCGAUGAAACUCGAAUUGGACGUGAUGGCGAUGAUCCAGGAAGCUAGAGAUCCGUUCAUGUUAUUGAACGCCAUGUCCGGAGGGAUCCGAUUCUACUGCGAUGCGGUCCACGGCAACCAGAAGCUGGCCGAUGUAAUGGCUUCCGAGGCAUGUGACCGGUACGACCUGCUCUUAAUCGAACCGCUGGCCUUCGACUGCGUUUCGUACCUGGCCGCGUCGCUAGGUCUGCCUGUGAUCUACUCGAUCCCGUCGCCGAUGAUGACUUUCGCCGAACGGCGGCUCACCGGUCACUUGUCCAACCCGGCUUGCGUGUCCAAUAUGUUGGCCAGCCACGCCGUGCCUGGCACGUUUGUCCAGAGGCUUACCAACACGGUGCUACUGACGUACAGCAUAGCCAGAACUAAGUACGACCAGCUGGUCACCUUCUUCACGGACCCGAGACCGUACGACCUGUCGCCGACCGUCAACCCGUCUAUAAUCUUCCAGAACAGUCAUUACGUUACCGAGUCGCCGAGACCUGUUACGCCGAAUGUCGUUUACGUGGGUGGCGUACACCUAAAACCUGCCAAAACCAUACCAGAAGUGAGUGAUGGAUAA